This is a messenger RNA of Cyanidioschyzon merolae strain 10D, 2145 nucleotides long. RefSeq names its product flavin-containing amine oxidase. Gene Ontology annotation, molecular function: protein binding; oxidoreductase activity; DNA binding. Bases 1 to 2145 code for a protein of 714 amino acids. The transcript has a single exon. Lineage: Eukaryota; Rhodophyta; Bangiophyceae; Cyanidiales; Cyanidiaceae. The record is from RefSeq and is a predicted model, not a curated record.
AUGAAAGAUUGCUCAGUUUUGUCGACGCUACCAGAUGACCCGCUUUGUCGGCUGAUCGGCCGCGCAGCUUUCGACCGAGCCCUGACGAGCUAUUGGACCGAGAAGGGCUUCGCUGAACUAAAGGCUCCUCGGGUUGGCUGGCGCCAGAUUGACUUGUUUAUGCUAUUUGAGGGCGUACGUGCUGGAGGAGGCAUACAUACGGUGCACCAGCAACGGGCUUUUCAACCGAUAGCCCAGCAACAGCGACUGGCAUGGACGGCAACGAAUGCGGGAAACGCUCUCGGGAAGACCUACCGAAAGUGGUUAGAGCCCUGCGAGAAGUUGCUCGCAGAGGCGGUGGACACAGCUACGCAAAGUGACUUGCCAAAGCUUGAUUGCUUCAAUCCAGGCGAACAUAUUGCCGCUGUGGUGCGGUCUGGCAUCACCGUCAAUGAGAUCGAACCUGAGGAGGCAGCCCAGUUCCCCGAGUAUGUAUCAGCGCUCACGGACCUCUUUCUGGAUGUGCGAAAUCAUAUCAUUCGGAAGUGGUGGCGUAAUCCUACGCAGUGGCUAUCCACAGAGGAUAUUGAGCAGGAGACACCAUCAGAAUAUACCAAACUCGUUCGCGCUUGUUUCCGUUUCCUGCACUGGAGAGGCAAGAUCCUCUUUGGCGCCGUACCUCUCCAACAGCUCGCCAGCUAUGGUGUCCAGUCGCUUGCAAGAGUUUUGGUCAUCGGUGGAGGCAUCGCAGGCCUUGCAGCUGCCCGGCACUUGCGGGCAUGCGAGCCAGCAUUUGAUGUCCGGGUGUUGGAGGCCCGUCCGCGGAUUGGUGGUCGAAUCUGGACGCAUAGAGCUUCGCUCGGGCAGGCGUCUAUGGAUCUCGGUGCCAUGAUCAUCACCGGAGUCCGCCAGAAUCCCCUUGGUUUAAUUGCAUUGUAUCAGUUGAGGCUGCAUUUACGCGAAGUCGACCCGAGUUGUCCCAUAUUCGCUGGUGUUCACGAGGUUCUCGACCCCGAGCUAGACGCAAAAAUCGAAGACAUCUACAACAGCAUUCUUGAAGAGACUGUGAAAAUGCGCCAGAAGCUCCGGGAUGCUGAUCGUAUAUCUCUGGGAGACGCUUUUCGAAAAGCCAUGAAACAGAAACUCCACCAGCAGCCUGAUCAGUUUCAGCCAAUCGUCCGAUGGCACGUAUCCAACUUGGAAUACGCAUGCGCAGCACCGCUCGAGAAACUCUCCCUCUGUCACUGGGACCAAGAUGAUCCUUUCGGAUUUGAAGGUGAGCACUGCAUGGUCGAGGGCGGACUCGACCAAGUCGUGCAGGCUCUAGCCACCGGCUUGAACAUCCAGCUGAGGCGACCAGUGCAGAAAGUUGAAUGGAUGAAUGACACAGUUCGGGUUGUUUGUGGUGACGGCAGUGUCGAGUUGGCAGACUACGUCAUUUUGGCUGUACCACUCGGUGUUCUGCGUGACCCGAAACUAUUGCGUUUUGUCCCGGAGUUGCCGGUCUGGAAACGUGAUGCCCUGCGCGCUGUCGGCAAUGGCAACCUCAACAAAAUCGUGCUCCUUUUUUCGUGUGCAUUUUGGAUUUCACAUACGCAUCCGGAUCGAAAAAGCGCAAAGCUGUGCUCGUUCGGAGUUGCAUGCCCUCUUGAAGAGGUGGCCCACGACGAUGGACGCUUCUAUAUGUUCUGGGACCUUACGCCAUUGAUUGGAUGUCCUGCACUCAUGGGUAUGCUGCCCGCAGAUGCCGCUGAUUCCAUGGAGAUGCUGAGCGAUGAUGCGAUCACGGCAUCCGCUAUGCAGCGACUACGAUUGGCUUUUCCCGAAGCUCCUGACCCGCUCGAGACAGUUGUGACGCGUUGGAGAUCAGAUCAGUAUUCUCAAGGUGCAUACUCUUACGUUCCGGUGGGGAGCUCUGGCGCUGCCUAUGACACAGCUGCGGAGUCAGUGGAUGGACGCCUGUUCUUUGCCGGCGAGCAUACCAGCCGGAAACAUCCAACCACCGCAGGUGGUGCGUAUCUUAGCGGCAUUCGGGCGGCAUAUGAAGUUCUCUGUCAUUUUCAUGAAACCAAGAAGGCACACAGAAGCACCGAUACGCCAGCUGUACAUCGACUGCGGUGCAAACGACGACGCACCGAUGGCGACAUCGCGAAUGAUAUGUUUUGA